This is a messenger RNA of Haliotis rubra (blacklip abalone), 8376 nucleotides long. RefSeq lists its product as uncharacterized. NCBI's taxonomy places the organism in Eukaryota, Metazoa, Mollusca, Gastropoda, Lepetellida, Haliotidae. The record is from RefSeq and is a predicted model, not a curated record. The transcript has 11 exons. Bases 1 to 7758 code for a protein of 2585 amino acids. Gene Ontology annotation, molecular function: calcium ion binding.
AUGUUGCAAUAUACCUGUACUUUCAGUUAUCUCUGGGGUGUUGGAACGACAGCUGGAGCUGAUGACAUUCUUCCAUUUACAAAUUUUACGCAUCAAGUUAAAUCUGGGUGCAACGUCACAGCUCUGCACCACAAUACAACGUACUAUUCAACAGUUGUCGCUUUCAAUGGGGCCAUCAAUCAGAAGGAAAUUCUGGCAACAUCUAAUGGAGUGCUGGUAGACGUAACGCCUCCAUUGCGCGGGUUUGUCCAGGAUGGUCCUGAUAUUGUGAAUGAUGUGGAGUUCAGUUCUCAGACAGCUACUAUUGAAAGUGCCUGGGCCAACUUCACUGAUCCAGAAAGCCACGUACAAGAGUACACAAUGAUGGUAUAUGUAAACGAUGAACUGAAAAAGAAGUUCCAUAUUGGAUCCAGGACCAGUUACACUGACCAUACAAUUGACACUAAACACAAGGACCAUAUCCGAGUUCAAGUCGCAGCAACAAAUGGAGCAGGACUUGAAACACAGGCAGACAGUAAUGGGUAUCUGGUUGACGAGACACCACCCAACAUGAUGUAUAUACAAGAUUCUCAGACAGGCAAAUACCAAAGUGAUUCCUCACACCUUGGCGUCAAGUGGUAUUUUACAGAUGAAGAGUCAGGCAUCUUGGAAUACAGAUACACUAUAUUUGAGAAGAUUGGCGGUCAGAAGAAAAGGUUUUGGCCAAAGGAUGAGACAUUUGCUGUCAUUGAAGUUGAAAAAGCAGACAUACAGUUGGAUUCCCUUCCACUUACAAAUGGGGCCCAAUAUACAACAUCAGUCACAGCACUCAACAACGCCCUUCUUGCAACGUCAGUAGAAUCAAGUGGUGUUGUUAUUGACACAACACCACCCACAGUAAAGAAAGUGCUAAUCGGUCUCCCUGGGCAAGAGGAGGAGCUUGAUGACUUCGGAAAUGUAAUCCACAUGGAAGAUCAACCGAUGCAUGUGUCUUGGACAGCUCGUGAUCCUGAGAGUGGUAUCUCUCAAAAUCUGCUUUGUGUGAAGAACAAUGUCAUACAGUGCACUCGAAGUGAGCAGUUUACCAACUAUGGAAGCACAUCAUCUGUAACAUUAGAAGCUCUCAAUCUUAUAUCAGAUGAAAAGACUCAGUACGUUGUCGUUAUCAGAGUUACAAAUGGAGCAGGCUUGACAGCAGAAGCUUCAUCAAAGCCAAUACAUGUAGAGAAGGGAAACUCCCCUGGAACAGUCUAUGAUGGUCGAAGUAUCAGUGAAGAUACAGAUUUCCAGCAAGAUCUUUCAAGUCUCUCCAUGUCGUUCGAUGGCUUUGGUAGUGAUGCGUGUGGAAUAACCGGCUAUGACUGGGCGAUUGGAACACAGCCAUACCUGAGUGACAUAAUGCAUUACACAAACUAUGGACUUACGAUGGUCAGCGACAGUUCAGGAUAUGCGGAAAUAACAAAUACAAACUUCAACAAUGUGAAGUACUAUGUUACAGUCCGGGCUAUAACUGGUGUGGAAUGUCCAGACUCGUACAUCGUAUCAUCAUCAAAUGGUGUAACGGUUGACCAUGAAGUUCCUGUUAUAAAUCAACAGUACAGAGGUCAAAUGAUGUCUUCCUCACUUUUGUUUUUAAACCAAACAACAACUCUACCAAUAUCAUGGUCUGUAGAGGAUGCAAAUAUCAUGCCUGUGAUAUCCUGGUCAAUAGGGAGCCUCCCAGUCUCUGGUGAAAAACACACUGUUAAUAUUUCAAAGUCGGGUCUUGAUCCAUGGGACAUAAGUCUUUCAGCAAACAACACAUAUUUCGUGACAACAUAUGGCUCUGAUAUGGCAGGCAACACGGCAUUAAUGAGUUCACCGCCAAUCACAGUUGAUAAAACCCCCGUCUCUAUUAUUGACUAUGAGUGUACACCUUUUGUAUCAAUGAUGUCAACAAUUGUCACUUGUUCUUGGAGGUUUUUCGAAGAAGUAGAAAGUACCAUCACUAACGUAUCAAUCACAGCACGUACAGGACAAAGCAGCUCGCAUAUAUUAGUGGUUAGCAGGCUAUCGGCAAUUGAGAGACGCUGGAGCUUUGACACAGAGUUAGUUUUGCAAGAUGGAGUUUCAUUCCUGUAUAUAACUCUGGAAAUUGAAAAUGGUGCACAUCUACGCAGCAAAUUCUUCAAAGAAAUUGUCUUUGAUCAGACACCGCCAGCCGACGGGGAAGUCUCAGUAGUUACAUCAUCUAAUCCAUCAUCAAAACAGGAAGUAGUCUGCCAGCAACAAACAACGUACAUGUCUGUCUUUGUGAAUGGAUUCAACGAUCCCGAAUCACAGAUAGACAGGUAUGAAGCAGGACUGGGAAGUGAGCGAGGACUGACAGAUGUUCUUACUUUCACAAAAGUCACUUUGUCCAACGGACUGUUUGUAGUUCCAAACCUACACUUGGAAUCUGGAGCCCUCAUCUUUGUCACUGUCCGCAUUUUCAACAAAGCCGGUCUGUUCACAGUGAAAGAAAGUAACCCGUUGGCUAUCAGCCCAAAAUCCUACCUAGUUGUUUUGGAUGGACCAGGAUCUGAUGAUGUUGAUAGUCAACAUGAUCUGACGACCAUUCAGGGAAGGUGGGGUUACUCUGAUCCCUGUCCAGUGGUAUCAGCAGAGUGGGCAGUAGAGGACAUCACAGGGGAGAUUAUCAAAGGCUUUGAACAAACCCCUGGGAAUGGUCAUAACUUCUACAAUGAUGAAUUGACAUUGGAGAAUAUGAAGACAUAUAGAGUCAUUGUGAGAACCACUGAUGCCCUCAACCGCACCAUGAUUGGGAGAUCUGAUGGAGUGAUGGUCAAGAUUCAGCCUCCAGUUCCUGGGAAUGUUCGAGAUGGCAUUGCUUCUGACAUCAACUACCAGCUACCUACAAAUUACCUUGCAGCAAACUGGGAUCCGUUUGGAGAAAUGAAUGAUUUGGACCCAUCACAGAAAAUUGAAUACUAUGAAGUGGCUGUAGGGAAUGACAGAAGAUAUAAAGACAGGAGAUCCAAUGUUCAUUUCUUUGAGAAUGUUGGUCUCAACAGAAGUUAUGUCUUUAAGCAUUUAAAUCUAACCGCAAAAACAGUAACAUAUUACAUCACAGUGAGGGCAUACAGUUCUGCUGGAAGUUAUGAAGAAUCUUUUUCAAAUGGAAUCCGAGUUGGAUUUGGAACAGACAUCGUGUCGGGAGAUAUCGAAGUUGCUGAGUACCAAUCCAGCACCAGUGAAAUACAAGUAUCAUGGUCUGACUUUAUAUCUGACUUUAACAUUCGGAAAUAUGAAGUUGCUGUUGACACUGAAGAAUACACAGAGUCAAAUACAAGCUUGGAAUGUCAGGCUAUUGUCUUGCAGCCACUUGUGGCAUUUGAGCCUGUCAACAAAGACACAAUCAAAACCAUAAAGGGUCUUCAUUUAAAUCAUACGGAAGUUUACUUUGUCCUUGUCAAAGCUGAAGAUGAGGCAGGGAUAUGCCGGAUUGCAUCCAGUAAAGCAAUUACAAUUGAUACAACACCACCUGAACCAGGACAAGUGAUCAUUGAUGGUGGACGGUCAUCUGGUAUUCUAUAUGCCACUCAACUGCACUCUGUACAUAUAAACAUGACAGGAUUUACAGAUGAAGAAAGUUCCAUAGAUUACUACACGGUGGCAUUAUUAGGGGAACUUUUCUGCUCUGAUUCAAUGUCAUUAUCCCCCAAAGACAAAGACGUUUUACGUUCUGUUACUGUUUCAAAUUCCGAUGCCCACUUCAACGAUCUCAUGUUAGACACAACCAGGCCAUACUAUAUACAGGUUACAGCAGCUAAUAAGGCAAGUUUGAAGACGACUGUGACAAGUGAACCUAUUUUAGCAGAUUACAACCCUCCAGUUGCUGGAAACAUAAAAAUUGGGUCAGAUUGGAGGUACAGUUCAAGGUCUUGGGGCGAUACGAACCUGUUACAAGGCACAAUUCUCAUCAAUACCAACAUACACGAUUCAACAUGUCAAACUGAAAGAGAACUACUGAAUAAUGACUAUAAAAAGGAAAUAAUGAUUUUGGAUGAUGUCUUCCAAUCGCACGCUGUUGAUAUUUUAGAUAAUAACCGUGUCAAGAUAUAUGCACGACUUGACCCGUCGCUGCAACUGUUUGAAAAAGGAGGAGUCAAAACAAACCCAACGCUACUGACAGAAGGCAACUAUUCAUUUUCUCUUCAGGCUACAGCACGACACAACGUUUCAUCUAUGAUAGGUCUGAUUCAAGAAAGUCUUCCAAAUCCUGAUGAUAUCUUAAUGGCUUAUGCAAAGAUAUUUAUAGAUAAUUGCAAUGGCAGUGCAUGUUCUAACGGCGACAGGACUGUAGUAACUGAUGACGAGAGUUGGAACCUUGGCGUUCUCGUGACUAUGAAUAACAUCUCAGAACCCAUAAUUCUGUUCUGGGCCAAGGAUAAAUCCAGAAUCAAAGUUCAUAAUGUCCAUGUAGACUUUGAUCCAAGUUUCUCACUGAACGACUUUUCUCUUCAAGCAAUAAAUGAUUCAACACCAUCAACAGAUUCGUGGGAUAUAAAUCUAUUCAUCAACGGCCAGUUGAAGGGUCAACAUGCUGGACUGAACAUUCAAGGAUACGUUGUCGCCUCUGUGUUCUCCUGGAACAAUGAUGGAUAUAUUCCACAAGUGGAUGAUCCGUUUGACCCAUUCACAACUAACCUACUCCUGUCAUCACUGAGACUACCGCUCCCGCAAAUACACCCAUGUAGGUACGGACGGGCAUUUUAUGAUUCACAGAGCGGGAUCAAAGAUAUUUCCGUUGGUCUGUCAGAUUCUCAGAACACAACUGCAAACAUAGUACCUUAUACGAAACAAAUGUCAUUUUGUGUUCCUUGCAAAGAUCUUUGCAAAGAAAGUUGUGGAUUUGAAGGUUCCUGUUCCAAGAGUACAGACCAACCGGGAUUAUCAGUAAGGCAUUUCGAACUCAGCAACUUGACACUGAUUCCCUCUCGGAUGACUGAUCGAAUUAACUACACUGAUUCCCAAGCCAGUGCCUACUAUUUUGAUGUGAAAGUAACUGAUCAUGCUGGUUAUGAAAAACAAAUCAAGUCUAACGCAAUCAUCAUUGACACAACACCCCCAGUGGUGACUGAUGUCACUUGCUUUGAUCCGGAGUACUCGCUGUAUGAACCUGCACUCUACAUUGGAAAUGAUCAUGCUGUCAGUGCUAAGUGGGAGAUAUCAGAGGAUUUCAGUGACAUCAACACUGUCUUUGUUGGAAUCGGAACAAAAUGUGGACUAGAUGAUAUUGUUCAAAUACCCCUUCAAAACAGACUGAAGAAUGUAACACUGAAUUCAACAAACGAAAGUCUUCAACAGGAUCAAAAGUAUUUUGUCGGCGUUACCGUAAUAAAUUCUGCUGGUCUCAACCACACUGCAUGCUGUCCAUUUGUCAUUGAUAUUAAAUCUCCCACAGUUUCCUCUACUGAACCAGUGCCACUGUUUGUCUCAGCAGACGAUGUAGCCGGACUUAACGUUUCACUUACUGAGUACAAUGAUCGAGUUGGAAUCCAGUGGGAUGAUCCUCAUAAUGAUGUGGACUAUUUUGACUGGCAGCUGGCGAGUGAGGAUUCAGCAGACGAAAUAUAUCCAACAAUGCGAGUCGGUUCCAACACAACUCGACGUGUCGAGGUCCUGAAGGGAGAUAUAAGUCUUUCUCAUGGCGCUGUCAACGCUUCAGUGUCUGAAUUCCUUAACAGAAACUUCUCUGAUGGUCUUAAGAGUGCCGACUUCAAGAAUAGUCCUCUCAUGCUGGAACCAGGCAAAUGUGUCAUCCAAACCGUGACUUCUGUCAGUAGAGCUCACAAGAGAAAGGAUUUGACGUCACAGAAGACCUGCAUUAAACGCAAGAAAGACAUGAUUGUGAGACAGGGUACAAACAAAACACUUGUGAUUGACGGCGUUGUCAUCUCCGAGUUAUUGGCAAAGCACAAUCACUCUGUUUGCACAAUAUCGGUGGAAGUUUCCAGUGGCGCCCUAGCGGUCGGUGUAUUGAGCAAGACCGAUCAACACAUGGCCUACGGUGCUCCAGCCGCCGUGGAUUAUUCCCCUUACAUCGUCAGCCCCGACAUCACCUCGACACAGCUGUCCCGGUUUCUCACUGGAAGAGUCUACAAUUUUGUUAGUCCUGCAUUCUACCUGUCGCCGAUCAGCAAUGUACAACUAACAGAAGACAUCAACGUUGAUUUGCCAGCAUCCCCAGCUAAUGAACACCAGGAAUCAGCGAUCAUUCUGUGGGACUCAGGUGACAAGGUCUGGCGCCAUGUCAGUGAAAUCUGCGGUAUUGUCCCUUUCAAGAGCCGCGCCACCACGCGUGAUCCUCAUGCAAUACAGAUCUGCAAUUUAGUAUUUAAGAGAAGCUUGACAAAAUCAAAUACACGUGAGAAGAGGGCAACUCAUCCUUUCUCGAGCCCAAGAAUGUUUUCCGGAGCAAUUGUGUCUAAACAUGUGAACAAUACACCUCCCAUCAUUGACACCAGUGUUAUCCGAUGUGUCGAGGACAGCUUUGUGGAGCAAGUCAUCAAGUACCACGAUCUGCAGCAUGACAAUUUAACAUUUACAUUAGAAGAGCAUCCUCAUCACGGUGAAGCCAACCUCACAGCAGAGGGAAUGCUAUCCUACCAACCAGAGAAAGAUUUUAAUGGCUAUGAUAGUAUUCUCGUAAAUGCAACCGAGGUAUUCAUACUUGAUCUGGGAAUACAACCAGCUACAUUUACCAAGAGAAUACACAUCAACGUGUCAAAUGUUAAUGAUCCACCUGUCACUUUCUACCAGAGGGACACCCAGUCACCAAUACCAUCAUUGGUUGAAAGUAUUCACAAGGUAUAUGUUGAAGGCAAUCUAACGGAUCACUCUCUGGGUUCGUUUUGGGUCGCAGAUGUUGAUGACCCUGAAGAUUUGACAAUCAUUCAAAAUAAUGUAAGUGGUCUGGCAGCCAACUUUACACUUACACAGGUUGAUGCGGCUGGGGAAGAUGGAGAGACAUACAGAAACAUGUCCAUGAUCUACACAGGGAACACUAUCACCAAACAUGACCUGAAGCUGAAGACCCUCAAGGAAUUCCACGGGAGCAUCCAGUUCUCACUGCUCGCUGUUGAUGCGAAUGAGAGCUACAGCCACGCCCUGUCCAUCCACGUGUUUGUCCUCAUCAACCCAUGUUACCAUGGUAGCUGUGCUCCAAGAAACCCGUCUUUACCAUGUGAACAUCCAGGCAGAGAAAGCAGCUUUCAGGCCUAUCACUGUGAAUGUGUAGCUGGUUAUGAAGGACAGUUCUGCGAGAAGGAAAUCAACGAAUGUCUGAAGGCCACCUGCUCCCUUCUGUAUGAUUGCGAAGACAAACUAGCAACCUAUGACUGUGUCCUGAACAUCCCGAAGAUUCUUGCUAUACUUGUCUGCUUUCUUCUGCCCUGCUUAGGUGUUACCUUUUACAUAAGUCGCAAGUACAAACAAAUUAAACGCCGAUCAAAGGUCUGGAAUUUGCCAGACAACACUCCAGAUACACAGACGAAUCCUGUAUACCUAGCAAGAUACACAUCCACCACGGAAGAAGUAAAGCAGGAGACGACUUCCGGGUCGCCUUUCAGCAAGAAAGAAGUAAUUCAGGACAAGAAACCUGCUGCUUUUCAAGAGAAUGGCAGAAGCACGCCUGCCUCGUUCAUGGGUCCAGGACACGCACGCAUGCCUCACAGGAAAGCAAACUACUCCACCCAGUGGAGCUCAGAUAAAACCCUUCCUAGAGUUGUUGAUUGAAGCAACAGUAUCCAAAGUGUCGAAUUUUGCAGUGUUUGCAGUGUAGAUGUUCUAAUAAAGGCUAGGCUUCUUUUGUAACUCAUAUUAGAGGAACCCGUAUUGGCCUUUGUGUGAACUUUAACAUUUCUAGUAUCAGUAUUCGAGUAUUUACUUCAGAUACUAAUAAUGCGAGUGUGUGUCUUUGAGUUAACGCUAUCCAUAUUUCGAAAUAUUUUAUAUAUGUAUCUGAAAUGGAAACCAUCUAAGACACGAAAUAUAUUUCAUUAAGAAAUAAAACAUCUAUAUGGACAAUUUGAAAGUGUUAAAAUUAAAGCUAUUGAUAACCUGUAUAUGGAUAAAGACUUACUUAAGGUCAUAUUUAUAAUGUCCAUGAGAACCAAGAUUGCUCAGAUUGCCCUAUGUAUAUUGAGAUGAGUGUGAAGAUGUACAAAAUAUAAUCCCACCAUUGCUAGAAAUUGUUCAUAACACAUAUUGCCUUUUUGCAGAUUGAACCCGUGUUUGACAAAAUGCUGUUGAUAAUAUUGAUUUGAGUUAUCUAUAUAAUUAUAUUAGUUGUCAACAAAACCGUGUGGGUGCCAAUCUGACCCUAAGGUUUAACUCAAUAAAUAUUGAUAUCGC